Botrytis cinerea B05.10 is the source of this 1212-nucleotide messenger RNA. RefSeq lists its product as hypothetical. NCBI's taxonomy places the organism in Eukaryota, Fungi, Ascomycota, Leotiomycetes, Helotiales, Sclerotiniaceae. The record is from RefSeq and is a predicted model, not a curated record. Bases 793 to 1014 code for a protein of 73 amino acids. The transcript is spliced from 2 exons.
GGUUUAACCUUAACAUCAACCACUGCGAAGAUUCAUUACUGGUGAUUUUGUCACUCGCAAGAACACCCAUUGACUCUUCGAAGUAUACUUGAAUAACUAUAAGCUUACCUGUGUCUAAUUUCCUCUCACUGCCCUUUACAAAAACAUACUGCAGUCCAUCAAAUCCACACAGCACAAAAACAAAACAUCGAGGCUUGUAUUAUUGUGUCUGCUGUCUUCUCCGCCACGAUAAUUUUUCUCUCGCAGGUCAUCAUUUGCCUCGAUAUAUCACGUUCACACUUGUGGCAGGCAUUAAACUAAUUUAGGUAUGUCCUAGGAUUGCGUGGGAUCUGUUCAGUAGGAUUCGCAUCUGCUUGAUAGCUAGUUCCUUAAACCAACCAAAUAGUCAUUUGAGGCAUGAAAUAUACUGCAGAUCAAAAUACUCUCAUUCACAAUUUCAAGGUCUAUAUGCGAUCUUACGACUCAAGAGAACCCGAGUAUCCCGGGAGAGCAUUAAUCCCAGGGUAACGUCGACAAGCUCAACUGGAAUUCCUUCUCCGAAUCAUCAAAUCGUACAAUUUAUAGCUUAAGCGCUACAAGUUGAAUGGCGACGUAGAGGUCUUAGAUAUCGAAAAUGAUAUGUACGAGAAUAUCAAGUUUUUAGGAAAUGAUGGAUAUUUACCUACAGAUAUUGUCGAAUUAGCGGAUCACCUUCAACGUGAUGCUCGACCGACAAAAGAUAUUUUUCGGCCGUUUUAAUUCGCCUUACAGGUGGUUACUGGUUCGAAUCUUGACGUACGUAUCAUCCAAAACAUGUGGUCUGAUAAAGUGGCCGCAAAAAAUCGCAACGAUGGUUCGGACAGCAAGGUUUUGGAUGAACGCAAUGAGGCCAGAUACUAUGCUCUUGUCGGUAUGAAAAAUCUCUGUCAGCCAGAUUAUGGCCAAAAGGACAACGAAAACAGCUUGAAAGAUCUACUUGAUUGGGCAGAAAGAGACCUGAAAAAUAUUCCUGAGCGCAAAGUUAAUCGGUGUUAAGUUUCUGAUGUCAGAAGAUUGUUGGGGUGGUAAUUGAGCUGGCGGUUGAUAUUUUUUAGAUGGUGGAUGAUUGGGAUUCGACUCUUGCGUGACUUUGGUAGUAUUCCAUAGCCCUAAGAAAUUAACCCUAAAAUCGAUGCCGAGAUUGUGAAUUUUCUUGUUGCCAGUAAAUAUUUCUAGUGACUCUAUAUUGAAAUA